AAGAAGUAGCCGGCAACUUUUGUUGAGCACACACUCCGUUGGAGCAAAGUGAUUUUGAUCUUUCCUUCAACAGCAGGAGCAGGAGCAGGCGGAGGCGGGCGACGUCCACGCUCAAGCCGGUCCUGCAGUGCGCGACUGGCGGCUUCGUGACACCUAGGUGGCCCGCUGUCAGCUCCCGAUUCAUACCUGGCUGACAACCCCAGCGAGCGACGACCCACAGAGCAAGCGACCCAGCGACCGAGCGAGCGCCUGCCCGCCCGCCAGCCCGCCCACCGCGAUGGCCGACCGCUUCGACUGCGACAACUGCAAGGAGUCCCUGUACGGCCGCAAGUACAUCCAGUCGGACGAGACCCCUUACUGCAUCCCGUGCUACGACAGCCUCUUCUCCAACACGUGCGACGAGUGCAAGGAGCUGAUCGCCCACGACGCCCGGGAGCUCUUCUACGAGGACCGGCACUUCCAUGAGCACUGCUUCCGCUGUUUCCGCUGCGAACGCUCGCUGGCGGACGAGCCCUUCACCAACCAGGAGGACGCACUGCUCUGCAACGACUGCUACUGCAACGAGUUCUCGUCCAAGUGUGUCGCGUGCGACAAGAUCGUCAUGCCAGGUACCAGGAAGUUGGAGUAUUCAGGUUCCACGUGGCACGAGGGCUGCUUCGUCUGCCACGCCUGCGAGCAGCCCAUCGGCUCCAAGUCGUUCAUCCCGGAGAAGGACGAGCACUACUGCGUGCCGUGUUACGAGGAAAAGUUCGCGCCACGCUGCACGCGCUGUAAAAAGACCCUGGCUAAAGGCGGCGUGACGUACCGGGACGAGCCUUGGCACAAGGAGUGUUUUGUGUGCAGCGGCUGUAAAACGCAGCUGGCCGGCCAGCACUUCACCUCGCGUGACGACAACCCCUACUGCCUCAAGUGCUUCGGAAGCCUCUACGCCAAGAAGUGCGAGGCCUGCAGCAAACCCAUCACAGGCUUCGGCGGAGGCAAGUACAUCUCGUUCGAGGAGCGCCAGUGGCACCAGCCAUGCUUCACGUGCACGCAGUGCUCCGUGUCGCUGGUGGGCGCCGGCUUUUUCCCUGACGGUGAGCGCAUCUUAUGCCGCGACUGCCACAAAGGCUUAUAAAGACCCACAAACUCCCCCCUCUGAAUUCCACUCGACUCGUGUCAUGGCCAAAGUUUUUAUACCCAGCAAGGUCAUACAGGGAAACGACAAAGGCAACAAACUUUAUACAGUGUAGGGCUUUAAAACAUGUAUGAUAAUUAGUAUCAAAAUAACUUCUUGAAUAAAUAAAUGAAUAACAUGCUUCCAACUGGGGCUCAUUUGAGCGCAAAAAUAACACAAAAGUUAACAGUUAAAGAAAAACAAUUCUGAGCGGUUUGUUAUCAUUAUGAAAAGUUUAAUUUUGCACUUUUUUGGACAAUCAUGCUACCAUGUUGAGUGCACAUAAAAAAAUAAUAAUAAUACAAAAACAUGGCACAAAACCACUUUUUUAUGUGAUUGCUGAAUCUUUUUGCCAAUUUUUUUUUAUUCUUCAUUUUCUGCUAAUUGUUUUUGAUAAGUGGACCUUUCUUCAUCAUUUUUCCAAGGAAUUCUUUUUAAAUCAAGCAUGUCCUGUAAUAUCAAUUGGUCCCUCGUAGGAUGCUAGCGAGUCAAAAGAGAAGAAUUCAAAGGAUAAAACAUUUCUAUGACUUGUGCAAUUCGGACAAAUUGUUGUCAAAGUAUUAAGAAAAAAAAAAAUGGUUGCAUUGUUUUAAUAAGAAAGUAUCAAGUGUCACUUUUGGUUCGCCAGCAUUCCAAAAAGUCUGACUGAUUGUGUCCAAAAUAUUUUUAACAUACAAAUUCAGUAUUUUCUCACUCUACUGGCCCCAAUUUCCCUUUUUUUUUUUUUUUUUCCUCUAACUAUUUUACAUUUUUAGCAUCUGACAAUUAUAGUCAAAAAGAUGCUGAGUAUGCAUGUCUUAUUUUUUUUUUUGAUUUUGUUGUAUUUGUCGCUGCAUCUCCAAAUUUUGUGCGUUUAUUUUUUUAAUUAUUAUUUCUGCUCCCCCAAAACAGCACAUAUUUUGAUGUAUAGUUAACAAAACCCUGUGACAAAAGCUUUGUGAAUCAUUCUGAAGUGUUUUAAUAUACGUUUUUUAAGUACAUUUCAGUAUUUGGCAGGGUUUCUAGUUUAGGUUUUUAGGCUGUUUUGUUUCGUUUUAAUAUUUUUUUUCUUGAGUUUUUCUUAUUUUAAAAACUUAUUUGUUUUUUAUAUUUAGGGUUUUAUUUUAUAUAUUGUAUUUUUCACUUUUGUCUUUUUCAUCUGUUCAUUUUUGUCGAGUAUUUGUAGGGGGAAAAGAUCAUGUAAUAUAUAAUAUAGGGUGUCUCAUAAUUAAGCAACAUGCGGUGAGCGUUGGAGGCUUACAUGGGAUCACUAUUUGGCAAGCACUUGAGCCUUCCCAUGUGUUUGCAAACAAUUGAUAUCCACUAAAGAAAAAGAAAAACUUUCAUACGGACAAACAAAAUAACAAACCAAAACCUUUGACACACAAAAUUUGGAGAUUCUUGUUGUUCCUAUUCAUUUCUUUUUUUCAAAGUAUUAAAAAUACACACACACACAAUGAUAUAUAGUAUAUAUUUCAGCUUUGAUGCUGGUGAGUCAGAGUUGGCAAAUGUGCAUUUGUUUUUGUAUUGGAUGGGGAAAAAGAAGCCAUUGUUUUAGUUGUAAACACGAUGUUGUGUGGGAAAUAAAUGAAAUCAUGUGGAUUCUA
This is a messenger RNA of Syngnathus acus (greater pipefish), 2742 nucleotides long. RefSeq names its product four and a half LIM domains 3a (gene fhl3a). NCBI's taxonomy places the organism in Eukaryota, Metazoa, Chordata, Actinopteri, Syngnathiformes, Syngnathidae. Gene Ontology annotation, molecular function: transcription coregulator activity; actin binding. Gene Ontology annotation, cellular component: Z disc; nucleus; stress fiber. The transcript is spliced from 6 exons. Bases 278 to 1117 code for a protein of 279 amino acids. Gene Ontology annotation, biological process: actin cytoskeleton organization. The record is from RefSeq and is a predicted model, not a curated record.